This is a messenger RNA of Cercocebus atys (sooty mangabey), 6382 nucleotides long. It is a transcript of the gene IFI16, whose product is annotated as interferon, gamma-inducible protein 16. Gene Ontology annotation, molecular function: double-stranded DNA binding. The transcript is spliced from 8 exons. The coding region runs from base 277 to 1734 and encodes 485 amino acids. Gene Ontology annotation, cellular component: nucleolus. The record is from RefSeq and is a predicted model, not a curated record. NCBI's taxonomy places the organism in Eukaryota, Metazoa, Chordata, Mammalia, Primates, Cercopithecidae. Gene Ontology annotation, biological process: activation of innate immune response; cellular response to interferon-beta; positive regulation of interleukin-1 beta production.
CUCCAUUCUCUCUGGGGCAAUAACAGAAUAGGAGCAAGCCAGGACUAGUCAGCUAACUGACUCAACCAAGGCCUUUUUUCCUUGUUAUCUUUGCACAUACUUCAUUUUCUUGGCAUUUCUGAAGAUUACAACAUCCUGCAGUUCCGUUUCUGGGAACUUUACUGAUUUAUCUCCCCCCUCACACAAAAUAAUCAUUGUUUUCUGCAUUGCUGAAGAUCUCAACAUCUGGACUAGUGUUGAAAAAAUUUCCAGUGAGGCUCACUUAUAUCUGUAAAGAUGGAAAAAAAAUACAAGAACAUUGUUCUACUGAAAGGAUUAGAGGUCAUCAAUGAUUAUCAUUUUAGAAUGGUUAAGUCUUUACUGAGCAAGGAUUUAAAACUUAAUGUAAAAAUGAGAGAAGAGUAUGACAAAAUUCAGAUUGCCGACUUGAUGGAAGAAAAGUUCCGAGGUGAUGCUGGUUUGGGCAAACUAAUACAAAUUUUCAAAGAUAUACCAACACUUGAAGACCUGGCUGAAACUCUUAAAAAAGAAAAGUUAAAAGCAAAACAACUAGCCCCAUCAAGAAAGAGGAAGAAGGAAGUCGAUCCUGCUUCACCUGCACCCUCCACAAGCGGCACUGUCAACACUGAAGGAGCAGAGGCAACUCCUGGAGCUCAGAAAAGAAAAAAACCAACCAAAGAGAAGGCUGGAACGAAAGGGAGUAAGAUGUCCGAGGAGCAGACUCAGCCUCCCUGUCCUGCAGGAGCCGGCUUGUCCGCAGCUGUGGGCCUUUCCCCACCUCCCAAGACCUCAUCAUCAGCUCCACCCAACACUUCCUCAGCUGAGAACCCGAAAACAGUGGCCAAAUGUCCGGUAACUCCCAGAAAAAAUAUUCUCCAAAAGGGCCCAGUGAUAGUGAAGGUACUGAGUACAACGAAGCCAUUUGAAUACGAGACCCCAGAAAUGGAGAAAAAAACAAUGUUUCAUGCUACAGUGGCUACACAGACACAGUUCUUCCAUGUGAAGGUUUUAAACACCAACUUGAAGGAGAAAUUCAAUGGAAAGAAAAUCAUCGUCAUAUCAGAUUAUUUGGAAUAUGAUAGUCUCCUAGAGGUCAACGAAGAAUCUUCUGUAUCUGAAGCUGGUCCUAACCAAAUGUUUGAGGUUCCAAAUAAAAUCAUCAACAGAGCAAAGGAAACUCUGAAGACUGAUAUUCUUCACAAACAAGCUUCAGGAAAUAUUGUAUAUGGGAUAUUUAUGCUACAUAAGAAAACAGUAAAUCAGAAGACCACAAUCUAUGAAAUUCAGGAUGACAGAGGAAAAAUGGAUGUAGUGGGGACAGGACAAUGUCACAAUAUCCCCUGUGAAGAAGGAGAUAAGCUCCAACUUUACUGCUUUCGACUUAGAAAAAAGAACCAGAUGUCAAAACUGAUUUCAGAAAUGCAUAGUUUUAUCCAGGUAAAGAAAAAACCAAACCCAAAAAACAAUGACCCUAAGAGCAUGAAGCCACCCCAGGAGCAGAGUCAGCUUCCAAAUCCUUCAGAGGCCGGCAAAACCUUCCCUGCGAGCCAUCUUCAGACUCCUCAGAUGCCGCCAACAACUCUAUCCAGCAGUUUCUUCAUCAAGGAGGAGGCUAAUUCUGCCCCAAUUCACAGAGAAGAAAAUAGAGGUACACAAAGGUUAAAAAUCUUCCUCAAGCCUUCAAGAAAGUUGAGUCAUUAUUCGUAUCCAGUCUUAUUUAAACCCAAAACUUGAAAAAUUAAUGAUUAUAUAUGGCUUUAGAUGAGGAAUUUAUAUAUGCCAUGUCAGUAAUUUAUUUAUUGGUUGCACAAUGAUUGCAUAGCACAUACUUUGUAAACCUUCUGAUAACAAAUGUGGUGACCAGUGGUGAUCAGAGUGUGUUCUAAUAAGUAAACCACUCUCCAGAACUAGAAUCUUUUCAUUUGCCUUUCUAACAGAGUGCAUUUUCUAUAUUACAUAACUGAAUGACAGAAGUGAUAGAACUAUGGAAAUGAAACUAGUAUUAAUAAAUUUUAAAAAAGAUAUAAAAAUAGUGAAAAUAAAGGAAGUUAUACUUCCUUGCCCUCGGUAAAGAGUAUUUUUAAAAAAUCACUUACUUGGUAAUGCUAAGGUAAGUUCUUGCAUAUUUCUAAAUACAUUUGAGAACUUUGAAGGAUUCUAGCUAGCUGAUGCAGACUACAAAAUAGCAGAAUUCUGCAUCUGCAAUUGUGAAUUUUAAAGAAUCUUUCUAGCAAAGUGAUGAUCAAAACAUCUAAAGCAACAUAGAGAAAGAGUAAUUUUAUCAAAUAAAAUUUAUGUGAUUAAGUUUCUCACUAUUAAUUAAGUAUAUUCAUUGAGACCUUACUAGUCUCUGUGUCUUUUGAUGUUUACAAGGUAUGCGUUCAUGAAGUGCUUCCUGACUCAAGAGGAUUACUGUCUUUUGUUGAUCUAGGUUUGGAGAGAGAUUGUGGGGAAGUAGCCAAAUGGAGGAAGAUGAAUACAAGAAUAUGUUCAUUAUCUUUAUUCCAGUUACCUUUCAUCCUUUCACUUCGUUCAUGACCACAUUCCAGGUUUUAUUUUAAACUAUCCAUGGUCUUUUCCAAAUCAGAAGCUUUGACAUAUAGAUUGCUUCUUUUGCUGGGAUCACUUUCUCCAGUCUCUUCUCUAACUCAACUCUCCACAGGCCCUAGCCUAAAUCCCUUCCUAGAGCAAGUCCUCACUGGCACCCACAUUUCAGUUUAGAUGAGAUCCUCCCAUUUUUGGUUCUCUCUGGUUCUUCAUUUAUGAGCUUUCCUAGCUCCCUUUACUUUUCCUAAUAGCAUUUAAACAAUUGGAAUGUGGGAGUGAUUUUCUCCUUUUCUAUGCCAUAAGCUCAGAUGGUAGGUAGCAUCUACCCCAGAGGAAUACAAUACAAGAGGGGAAAAAGUCAGUUCAUGCUAUGUACAUCAAUUCUUAUUCCAGAUUACCUUUUGCUCAGCAGUGAUAUGACCCUUGUAGUCACCUGCACUGAGGGUUCAGAAGCCUGUACCUGUGGGGAAGGGGCAGGAAACUUGGAGGAAAAGCAAAAGGAAUUAAAUCAUUAUUUUUUACAGUUGUUUCUCACCCAAGCCCCAAGCUGCAUUCUGACCCAGCGGCAGAUACCUGCAGCCACCAUGUACACAUCUUGGAAGAGAAGCUUCCUAUAUUUAAGGAUUCUCUAUUUUGAUUUUUUUUGUUUGUUUGUUUUCAUUGUUGUAAUUUUUAGUUAGCUUCAAAAAGCUGUAUUUCCCUCUAUAGUUUAUGCAGGUGUUGUUUGAAGAACAGAACCUGCGCCUUUUUGCCAUCUGGGCACAGGUGGCUAUGGAACAAGCCCUUGCUCAGUCAUUGCAACCUAAGAUCCAUUUUAUUUGUGCCUUUUCAAUGACUUAAGUGGCAUCUCCAAACAGCUAUGCUUUUAUCACUCAUAUUUCUUUGAAAGGAUUAUGUGAGAAUUUCUAAGUCCCAUCUGCUAAAAUAUGAAUCACAAUCCUUGCUACAGCUGUACAAAUGAUUGUGCUGUAUGUGAACUUCCCUGGAGCACAGGAAUCCCAGGAGGAUCGUAUGCCUUCAUGGCAGCCAUUUAUUCUUGGGUGUCCAGCUAUCGCCUGUAAAUACAGUGUCUGUCUAACUGCUUUCUUGGUGACUCCCCAGAUGAGUAUAGUCCUGUUCCACUGAUCAUCAGGUUUCCUCAGAUUUUCUCUAUGGUAUAUGUUCUAUAUUCAUUGAGAUUUAAAACUAGCAGCCUAUUCUUAUCAUUGAUUUUUUUCUGCUCUGUAUACCUAAAGCAAGCAACACAAAUUGACAUGAAUCAGGAGGAGGGAUGGGAGGGGAGAUAAUUACUCUGAGAAAAAAAUUACAUAGUGAUUUAAAAUAUUAUUCAACCAAAGAUUAUAUUUUUCUCAUCUAAUUCUACUCUGGUUACGGGACUGUUUAACUGAAAUGAAUCUGAGAAGAUAAUACUCCAAGGUGUUCUUGCCAAUAAGUGGCAGAAAUGAAUAGAGAAGUUCCUUUAAUAAAAAGCUUCCCAUACCAAUUCGAUCUAAGGUUUCUGUCAACAAGGUAAACAGAAUAUGAGACAGCAGUUAAUCAGAGCACACAUACAAAUCCCUGCAGAGACAGGGUAAUAACAGUAACAGAAAGUGUAUUUCUACUUUUUAAGCACUUACUAGGUGCUGGUUUUAAAACCUGUGUUCUUUAUGUAUAUUAUUACAUUCUUUCCUCAUAACAGUCAUGAUUGAUGCUAUUCUCAGCCCUCAUUUUACGUAAGAGACAACCAAGAUAGAGUUUUAAAAUAUUCCCCAAAAUUCACAGGCAGUGAGCGUGCUAAAUGUAAAUUAUGUGCACUUUAUGUACUUUUUCUUAUCCAUUCUUCCUUACAUCACCCAGGUGAUGUUAUUGUUAGUCACAUUUCACAUUUCUUAACACCAAGGAUCUUAGAGGUCAAAACUUUACUCAAGAUAAUAGUGAUUUUUAGUGUUAGAGCCAAGAUUCAAAUCCAGCCUUAAUGAACUCUAAAGCUUCAGCAUUUGAUGAUCACAUAUUGCUUCCAAAGUCAGAAUAUAGAUGUUGAACUGUCUCAUAUAUUUACAUAUAUUUAAAAUUAGACAUUGUUUUUGUUUGGAUUUGUUUUCAUAAUCUAGUUUCUGCAAGGCUCCUAAGGAAAAAUUACAUGCUGUAAGUCUCUGUAUCAUCCUAUGUUUUACAUUGCCGUGUUAAGACCCCUGUAUUCAUCUGCACCCAAUAAUCAGAUGUUGUAUCUUCAGUGGAAGUCAAAAGAAAAAUUAGAUGACAAUUUUCCAAGCUAGUGUCUCAUCUAGGUGCCAAUUGCACUGUGACCACACUAUUUUCUAAUGACUCGUCCCUGUGUACCAGUUGAAGACAGGUCUCCCAUGUACAGAGUUCUCAAUUUUUCAUGUUGUUUUGUUGUUGUUAUUGUCCUGACUGGUAAAUUCCAAAAUUUAUAUUUCCCUAUAUACUUUCUAAGAGUUUUAUAUGUCGUAUAGUGCUACCUAUCAUGCCUGUUUGCCAUCUUGCUUCAGGUGGAUAGAUAGAGGCUGUGCCUAGUAAAGUCAUUAUCCGCUCUGAUCUUCUCUGCUAUCUUAAGGACAAAAUUGGACAUCUCAGGACAGUCAGUUUUCUGAUGCAUAAUGACUUGAAAGAAAGUUCCCAAUUGCCUAAAUAUGUGAUAUAGCAAUUUCUGCAGCCAUAGGAAUCAUCAUGCUGUGCCUAAAGACUCUAGGACAGGGAUUCUAGAAAGAAGCACGUGUCUCCAUGGCCACCAAUGCUUAAUAACACAAUGCAUUACUUCUGCUUUGUUGACCAGCCAACAGGUUGUCUCACCACUCACUCUAAGAUUGACCAGCUGAGCAGGAAAGCAUUGUCCUUACUCAUCAUGGUUUCUCCCAAAGAUUUUGUGUAUGAUAUGGGUUCAUUGUGCUUUUGGAUUCAAAAUGUGAAGAAGACAGAAGCAUGACCUUUAGUCAUGACUCCUCUGAAGCACAGAUCACAUAAUGGCCUGAAUCGUGAUCGGGUAUGGUAGCAGGGAUUAAUUACUAUGAGACAAACAAUCAGCUACUGUAUUAAAAUAUUACUCAACCAAAUCUAUGAUUUUAGGCAUGCAAAUUCUGCUGAAAUAAUGAGAAUAUUUGUUUCAACUUAUUUUGAAAAGAAAAUUACUCAAGACGGUUUUAUCAAUGAUAUUAAGCUGCCACAUUGUACAAGGGAAUAAAGAGGCUUUUUUGGUAAUCCUCCUAUACUUCCUCAAUCAGGAGCUCCCUAUAACUGGGUCAACAUAAAGCAUUAAAUAUCUUUAAACAGGGCAGACAUUAAAAAAAAAAACCUGCACAGAACAUAAAAUAACAAUGAAAAUAUUUUUCUGCUUAUUGAGCGUUUAUUAGAUGCUGGUCUGUGUUCGUUACAAAAUUAUGUCAUAUAUUCGUCAUUGUAUCUCCAUAAAGAUACAAUUUUUAUCUCAUUUCACAUAUGACAAUCAUGAGAUAUCAAGAGGUUAAAAAUACCAUUCAGGCUAAUAAAAACAGUGUUAGAGUAAGGAUUCAUAUCCAGCUUUAGUCAACUAAAAAACUUUGGUAAUUAUGCAAAUAUAUUUCUUCCAGUAUAGGACCGUAUAUAUUAAAAUUUCAGCCAUAUAUCCACAAAUAUUCAUAUAUGUAGUGCUGAAUUUUUCAUUUGUUUUCAUAAUCCAGAUGCUACAAGCCAGAAUAAGGUGCAUAAGGGGCCUAUAGGGUUGGGUGUUCGAAGCUGUAAUCAACAAGCAGGUUUUAUAGCCCAUUUUUCAAUCUAUUUAAGGAUCAGAGAAAUAUAUUUUAUAGAUGAGUCUCUAUAUAUUGGAGAUGAGUCUCACUCUGUUGCCUAGGCUGGAGUGCAG